GACAAAUAGAAGCUGGGCGACGGGCUAUGACACGAAAUGCACGUCGUGGAGGAAAAAUAUGGGUACGUAUAUUUCCCGAUAAACCAGUUACUGUACGACCCGCAGAAACACGUAUGGGUUCAGGAAAAGGAUCCCCUGAAUAUUGGGUUGCUGUUGUUAAACCCGGUCGGAUACUUUUUGAAAUGGGUGGAGUAACAAAAAAUAUUGCCAGAAAAGCUAUUUCAAUAGCAGCAUCAAAAAUGCCGAUACAAACUCAAUUCAUUAUUUCGGAGAUAGAAUAGACGAUAUAACUCUAGAACCAACCCAAAGAAUCUUAAGAAUGAAACAAAAACAAAAAAAAAAGAGGUUUCGUUUUAUGUUUGUGGACAAAAAAUAUUUCUUUUUUUCUUCGCCCUUUGCAUUGUGAAAGAAAAGAAUAAAAAAAAUGCUAUGAUUCAAUCCCCAAACCCUUUUAAAUGUAGCGGAUAACAGCGGGGCUCGAAAAUUGAUGUGUAUUCGAAUAAUAGGAGCUAGCAAUCGUCGAUAUGCUUAUAUUGGUGACAUUAUUGUUGCUGUUAUCAAAGAAGCUGUACCUAACAUGCCUCUACAAAGAUCUGAAGUAGUUAGAGCCGUAAUCGUGCGUACCUCUAAAGAACUAAAACGUGGCAACGGGAUAAUAAUACGAUAUGAUGAUAAUGCCGCAGUUGUUAUUGAUAAAGAAGGAAAUCCAAAAGGGACCAGAAUUUUUGGUCCAAUCCCCCGGGAGUUAAGACAAUUAAAUUUUACUAAAAUCGUUUCAUUAGCUCCUGAGGUAUUAUAAAAAAAAUUAAAAAAUGGAGUAGAAUCUGUCUCACGUAUAUAACUUUAAGAUUAAAAUAAAGUAAGAUAAACACAAUAAUCCAUAGACAAUAAAAAAAACACGUUGAGAGUAGAAAAAUUUUUAGCUCCAUAAUUAGAGUUCAUCAUGGGUAGGGACACUAUUGCUGAGAUAAUAACUUCUAUACGGAAUACUCAUAGGGAUGGAAAAAGAACAGUUCGAAUCCCAUCCAGUAAUAUUAAACGAAAAGAUUGUAAAACUCCUUUUAAAAGAAGGUUUUAUUGAAAGUGUGAGAAAUCAUCGAGAAAACAACAAAAAUUUUUUAGUUUUAACUCUGCAACAUAUAAACACUAAAAAAAGGACCUUUAGCAAUAUUCUAAAUUUAAAACGGAUAAGUCGACCCGGUCUACGAAUGUAUUCUAAGUCUAAAAAAAUACCUAAAAUUUUAGGCGGGAUGGGGGUUGUAAUUCUUUCUACUUCACGUGGUAUAAUGACAGACCGAGAAGCCCGACUGCAAAGAAUCGGGGGGGAGAUUUUGUUUUAUA
Messenger RNA from Cuscuta europaea, 1341 nucleotides. The record is from the annotation of a GenBank genome assembly. NCBI's taxonomy places the organism in Eukaryota, Viridiplantae, Streptophyta, Magnoliopsida, Solanales, Convolvulaceae.